Messenger RNA from Empidonax traillii (willow flycatcher), 2922 nucleotides. RefSeq names its product neuronal guanine nucleotide exchange factor (gene NGEF). Gene Ontology annotation, biological process: activation of GTPase activity. Gene Ontology annotation, molecular function: guanyl-nucleotide exchange factor activity; protein binding. The record is from RefSeq and is a predicted model, not a curated record. The coding region runs from base 439 to 2664 and encodes 741 amino acids. Lineage: Eukaryota; Metazoa; Chordata; Aves; Passeriformes; Tyrannidae. The transcript is spliced from 17 exons.
CUUAUCUGGGUAAAGAGAAAGCUGUGCCUUUAAACUGUGUUUGCUGUGACUCUGGAAACUGAGCAAACAAAGUCUGAGGGAAACUUUACUCUCAAGCAGAACUGACAGGAAGGUACAAGGACUGAAGGACUGCAAACUUCUGUAGGACAUACCUGCCUCUGGAUUCACAACUGAACUGCAAAUCUCUGACUGCUUGGGGGAGCUUAGCUCAGACUUUUUGGAUGUACCUCAUCCCGAUGGCAAAUGAGAGACUGGUUCAGCCCCUGAGUGUCAGACUGCUCCUUUGGUCUCCAUGAACUACAGGGAAGUAUGUUUACCUGCAAAGCACAUCCAGCUCUUAUUCAGAUACAGCUGAUGGGGUUGUGGAGGCUACCUGUCUCCUGCUGCUCUGCUGCUGAUCCAUCAUCUCAGUUGCCAUAGAGACAAGAUCUGGAAGCCAUGGAUGAGCAUGGGAGAGAAGCCGCCCACAGGCUCUCCGCUGGUGGGCUCUGGCAGGGCCUUUCUCGGCAGGUACUGAGAGAGUCAGGGUCGGUCUCUGAGGGUGAGGAAGAGUCAGCAGGUGCUGACCCAGUGGCUCACGAGGGGGACUUGCCAACACAUUACAUUGCCAUCCAAAGAAAUUCCAAGUACUACCGAUCCAUGAGGCUGCCAAACAGAGGGAAAAGAAAGGCUUCGAGAGAGGCAGUGCACAUGGGGCGUGUCACAGGUUCACUCAAAAACAAUGAACCUGUCAAAGAACCUCUGAAUGUUUUAUCUCAUAAGGGAUCAGCAUCUCCAGCAAACUCUGAUAAGACAACGUUAGAUGAAGUGUGGAUCCAAAGGCUGCUGCCUUCCUACCCCCGUUACCGUGGCAACCGCCCGGACUCCCCCAGCCCCGCGCUGCCGCCGCCGGAGCUGCUGGGCAGCCGCCUGCCGCCGCCGGCCAUGGAGCUGCUGGCCGCGGCCCUGAGCGCCGCCUGCGCCCUCGACCAGGACGGCUCGGCGGGACAGCCCGGCAGGAACCCCCCCGCCGCCGCUGAGGAGACCCCCGCCGGCACCGCCGAGCCGCCGCCCGCACACCCCAUGACGGCCGACUCGUGGAGGAACCUCAUCGAGCACAUCGGGCUCUUGUACCAGGAAUAUCGAGAUAAAUCUACACGCGAGGAGAUUGAAACCAGGCGACUGCAGGAUUCACAGGCAAACCCUGAGGAGACUUCACCCAGUGAGGAAACCCCAUCUGAAGCAGAGCCUACAAGUACAACCGAAAACAAAGCUCCACCACAAAUCAGUUUGCUGAGGAAUUCCAACUCCAGGUUCAACUUAUGGCAGGAUCUUCCCGAGAUCCGGAACAGCGGUGUCCUCAGCAUCCUCCAGCCAGAUGAGAUCAAGCUGCAGGAGGCCAUGUUUGAGCUGGUUACUUCUGAAGCCUCAUAUUACAAGAGCCUCAAUCUGCUGGUGUCUCACUUCAUGGAGAAUGAGCGUCUGAAGAAGAUCUUACACCCGUCUGAGGCGCACAUCCUUUUCUCCAACGUGCUGGAUGUGAUGGCUGUCAGCGAGCGCUUCCUGUUGGACCUAGAGCAGCGGGUGGAGGAGAACAUCGUGAUCUCGGACGUGUGCGACAUCGUCUACCAGCACACGGUCAAUCACUUCUCCGUGUACAUCACCUACGUGUCCAACCAGACCUACCAGGAGAGAGCUUACAAGCAGCUUCUCCAGGACAAACCAGCUUUCCGGGAAGUGAUCUCACAGCUGGAGCUGGAUCCCAAGUGCAAAGGCCUGUCAUUUUCUUCCUUCCUGAUUCUGCCAUUUCAAAGAAUCACUCGGCUCAAGCUGCUGGUGCAGAAUAUUUUGAAGAAAGUGGAAGAGAAAUCUGACAGGGAAUCUACAGCCCUGGAUGCACAUAAAGAAUUGGAAACAGUGGUGAAAGCCUGUAAUGAAGGUGUGCGGAAGAUGAGCCGAACAGAGCAGAUGAUCAGCAUCCAGAAGAAGCUGGAAUUCAAGAUCAAGUCCGUGCCCAUCAUCUCCCACUCCCGCUGGCUGCUGAAGCAGGGGGAACUGCAGCAAAUGAACGGUCCAAAGACAUCACGAACACUUCGCACCAAGAAACUCUUCAGAGAAAUCUACCUGUUCCUGUUCAAUGAUCUGCUGGUGCUUUGCCGGCAGAUUCCUGGGGACAAGUACCAGGUGUUUGACUCUGCUCCCCGAGGGCUUCUUCGGGUAGAGGAGUUGGAAGAUCAGGGGCAGAGUUUGGCCAACGUCUUCAUCUUGAGGCUGCUGGAGAAUGCAGAUGACCGUGAGGCCAGCUACAUGCUGAAGGCAUCGUCCCAGAGUGAAAUGAAACGCUGGAUGAUUUCACUGGCCCCGAACCGGAGAACCAAGUUCGUUUCAUUUACCUCCAGACUUGUUGACUGCCCACAGAUCCAGUGUGUCCACCCGUACGUGGCCCAGCAGCCCGAUGAGCUGUCCCUGGAACUGGCUGAUGUCCUCAACAUCCUGGACAAGACAGACGAUGGCUGGAUAUUUGGGGAGCGUCUUCAUGACCAGGAGAGGGGCUGGUUCCCCAGUUCUAUGGGGGAAGAGAUCCUGAACCCCAAAAUCCGAGCCCAGAACCUGAAGGAGUGUUUCCGGGUGCACAAGUCAGAUGACAGUCAGAGAAGGAAACUGGGCAGCAGAAACCGCCAGUGACCGGCAGCAUUCCUGAGCAUCUGGAGUGCCUCCGGGAGAGGGGCAGGAGACAGAGGCUGCCAGCUGGGAAGAGGUGGCAGCUGUGGGACAUGGUGGAGGACCUGCUGCACCGGACAAGGCACACACACCCGUGAACAACCUGACUGUGGUUCCUGGCCCCCCCCAGCACUGAUCCUUUCCUAGAGAUCAGUGCUCUAAACUGUAAAAUAACCCUUUUCCAGGUGUUCUGUAAAGUCCCAAAGAGCAUGAGCCCGAAGG